AUGGCUUCAAUGGAGCUCGCGCUUGCAGCGUUACGUUCAGCGGAUCCUGGAGAAAAACCUAAUAUCAGUUUGGUUGCAAGAACUUACGGUGUUAGCCAAUCGGGCCUUUACAAACGUUUUCACGGUAUUACGGGCUCAAAAGAAGAGCAUUACAACACGCAACGAAUACUCACCACCUCGCAAUCAAAAGCGCUUAUAAAAUGGAUAAAUCAACUCACCGAGCGAGGCCUACCCCCUACAAAUUCAAUGUUGGCAAACUUUGCAAGAGAAAUAUCUGGUAAAGAGCCUGGUAAAAACUGGGCUACGCGCUGGCUCAAGGCUCAUUCGGAUAAGGUGAUUUCUCGCUUUUCAACGGGCCUCGAUGUGGAUAGAAAAAGGGCAGAUUCGGCACUCAAAUAUGCUUUAUAUUUUGCACUUAUUGGCCGGAAAAUAGAGCAAUAUAACCUCGGCCCGGAGCAAAUCUAUAAUAUGGAUGAGAAAGGCUUUAUGCUUGGAGUAACAACAAAACGGAAAAGAAUCUUUACUCGGCGUAAAUAUGAGCAAGGAGGCUAUAAGCAGCAUCUUCAGGAUGGAAAUCGAGAAUGGAUUACAACAAUUGGUUGUAUUUGUGCGAAUGGGACUGCUUUAGCGCCUAGUCUUAUUUAUAUGGCAAAAUCGGGCCAUAUACAAGAUUCUUGGCUUCAAGAUUUUGAUUCCCAAGUACAAAGAUGCUUCUUUGCAGCCUCAGAGUCAGGAUGGACUAAUAAUGAUAUUGGAUAUCGCUGGUUGGUGGAUGUUUUUGAUAAAGAGACAAAAUCUCAAGCAAGCCGGGGAUGGCGCCUUCUUAUCCUUGAUGGGCAUGGAUCUCACGUUACAAUGAAGUUUAUUGAAUACUGUGAUUCAAAUCGAAUCUUAUUGGCAAUUUUUCCGGCUCAUGCAACGCAUACUUUACAGCCUCUUGACGUCGCUCUUUUCUCGCCUCUUUCUAAUGCUUAUACGAAGCAAUUGGACGAUUUUAUAAAUGAUAGCCAAGGCUUCACCCGGCUCACUAAACGUGACUUUUUUCGCCUUUUUUGGGCUAGCUGGAAUGAGGUUUUUACAAGCAAGAAUAUCAAUUCAGCAUUUGCAACAACCGGUCUAUAUCCCUUCAAUCCGGAUAUUGUUAUCAAAAAUUUAACAAGAAAAUCACCAGCCGGCCAUCCUCAAGUGAAUCCGGAGCUUCAAUUAUCCCUGAAAAUGAUUGGAGACGGCUUGAGAAGAUUAGAAACGGUGUCACAACUUUCUACUAAGCUUAUCUUGCUUGAAAAUGAGAAUCAAGGCCUAAAAAGAGCUCUCAUAAAUGCAAAGAAGCCUAAAGGCAAAAAGCAGCCUUUAUUACUAGGUUUACCAUCAGAACAGGAUGGUGGAGCGCUUUUUAUGAGCCCUAGUAAGGUUCAGCAAGCUCGUGAUAUUAUUUCUCAAAAAAAUGAGCAAGCUGCGCAGGAGCAAGCUCGUAAAGAUGAUAGAAAGCUUCAACAACAGCUUACGAAGCAAGCUAAAGAGGCUAAAAAGGCUGAAAAGGCUCAAAUUCAACAAGAAAAACGUGAACAGCGUGAGCGAGAGGCUGCGGAAAAGCAACAGCUCAAGGAUGAACAAGAAUUAGCUAAAUUAGCUGGUUUACAGCUUCAAACAGAUGUUAUAUCAACUCCUAAGGCCUCAAAAAGCUCAAAAAAGCAAGCUUCUAAGCAAGCACCGCCAAAGGCGCCUCUGGAGGCUGAUUCAAAGGACGAUGGGGUGGUGGUUACUACAAAUCGACGAGGCCGCGCGAUACGGCCCCCUGCGCGUUUUCGGGACUAA
Talaromyces stipitatus ATCC 10500 is the source of this 1815-nucleotide messenger RNA. Its product is annotated as pogo transposable element, putative. Gene Ontology annotation, molecular function: DNA binding. The transcript is spliced from 2 exons. NCBI's taxonomy places the organism in Eukaryota, Fungi, Ascomycota, Eurotiomycetes, Eurotiales, Trichocomaceae. The record is from RefSeq and is a predicted model, not a curated record. The coding region runs from base 1 to 1815 and encodes 604 amino acids. Gene Ontology annotation, cellular component: nucleus.